AUGGAACACGAUGCCUCCGACAUUCUGGGUCAGAGAACCACACCCCUGGUACCGGGCAGUCAGCCAGCAAAAUCCUCGUACUCCACGACCAAGCUGGUUUUCAUCGCCCUGGGUCUUUUGGUUCUGUAUUCAAUUGCAACUCGGCUAUGGAGGCGAGUGCUUCUGUGGCGGGAAAGGUCUUAUAAAUUAGCCACGCGCCGCCGUCACGGUAUCCCGGACAGCGAUCUUCGCCCCUUCAAUGUCGCCUACACCGACGCUGUUAUGAAGGCCCGCGAGGAGGAAAACAGGAACAGGACGGACCUCCGACACAAACCUGCAUUCCGGCCGCAACCGUCCACGCUCGAUCAACGUGAGGCAUUCCCCGAGCACAUUCUUCGCCAGCGCUCAGCUGUGGCACAACGGUCCGAUGUCGGCAUGCGGAGUACAGCUGUUCCUGUGCCCGGUGCGUACAGCUCUGGAUCGUUCGACUCACACCAACCUCCGCAACUCCAUGAGAUCAACACCAAAGGGCAUCAAACCAGGAGCCCCUACGUGCAGCCUGUUGUGAACGGUGUAAAACCUCUUUCUCGUCACGGUGGUUAUCUCAAUAUCGACGAUGCGACAUCAGAUAACGAAGCCAGAAAACGCACCUGGGAUGAAACACUUGAAGAGGAGCACGAGGCAAAGAAAACUAGAGUGGAGGGUGAGGAGUUGAUCGAUGGCGAUGAGGAGGCCGAGUUUGAGGAGGCUGCGCCGAAGCGAGGGUCGAAACGUGGUAUCCGCGACGAGGAUGACAAUGAGGAGGUCAACGAGUCGAAGAAAGCCCGAGGAAAACGCGCGCGGAAAGUUUCUCAGGAGAAAGCAGCGCACCAUUAUCAGGGCGAUCAAAGUAUGGAUGUCGACGAGGAGGAGGAGGCGGACGAGAUCACGGAGCUGAAGUCUAACUUCCGCGGAAAGAAGCGGGAUCGUGCUGAAGCCGGUUCGACCUUCGGUGGUGAUGACGAUGACGACAGUGCGGCAGAACGAGAGGCAGAAGGCAACUCCAAGGUUCGCAAAGGUAGAAAGCGACGCACAGUGGCCAAACAAAAAUCCGAAGCCAGUUACAUCCGAGGCAAAAAGCGUGAACGAGGUCAAGAAGACGGUGGCAGUGAUAGCGAUGACAGCUCCUCCAACAAGAAGUCCUCCCGCAAAAAGAAGGGCAAACGUGCAUCCCACAUCGAGCGUCGCGAUUCAAAGAGCGAUAUCUCCAUAGACGAGUCUACCACGUCAACAAGGAAAGGUCGAGAGAUCGGUGAAGAAUGGGAAAGCAACAACGUCAAGUAUAAGAUAGGACCUAAUGGCCAGAAACUUCGCCUCACCCUCGUGAAAAAGGCGAGGCAAAAGUUUGUUAUGCCCCAAGAUUCUCAACAUCCGGAUCGCGACGCCAAUCUCCAAGUCUUCAUCGAGUGUUGGCUUACAGAUGAAGAGUAUCAAUCUGCCAAGGCGGAGGGUAUGUUGCACUGGCAAGACUCGCCGGGCAAGGCAAAGGACACAGAGAAACUAUCUUUGGAUAUCUCGCAGGCUGAGCAUGGGGUACCUUUCCCCCAACCGCCAGCAGGGAAGAACCUUCUCUGGUCCACUUCUACCUCGGCAACGACACCAACUAUCUCCUCCGCGUCCCAGUCACCUGUCAUUGACAGUUACCCUGCUGAGAAGUACCGGAACUAUCGCGGCAGCUACCGCCAUUCGAUCGCCACUUCGGUUGGGCUGCCCAUUAAUGCUUUUGGGUCCUCGACGUCUACCGUGCCGACUAUAAAACGUAUUGCCUCCACUACGAGGACCCUUGGCUUGAACUCAAGUACCAGUGGUUCUCCAGGGUUGUCGGAUAGCACAAAUGGCAGUCCCAGAACGCCCCAGUCGCAUAAAGUCUUCUCGAAGUGGGAAAAGCAGGAGCUGGAAGCGAAGGCAAUGAUGAAGAUGCGUGAAGCGACCAGGAAGAAGGAAAUGGAAAAAGAGGCGAAGCUUAAGGAGGAGAGGGACCGUGCUGAACGUGCGGCGGCGGAGAAAGCCAAGGCAGAACAGGAGAGGCAGCAAAGGGAAAGGCAGGAGAAAGAGCGUUUGGAGAAAGAGAAAGCAGCCAGGGCGGAGGCGGACAAGAAGGCGAAGGAGAAUAUGAGUGUGCCGUCGAUAACAGUUACAGCCCCGACGAUGACAACGUUCUUGGUGGUGCCCGUCCCCAAUUUCUUCAACAACUUUACGAACCCCCCUAAGCCUGCUGCUACCGCUCCGGCUCCCGGCACGACAACAUCAUCAGGACAACCCUCGACUGCGCCCAAUUUCUUCAGUAAUCCUGCUUCGUCUGCCCCAGGUGCAUCAAGUGCCAGCCAGGAACAACCGAAGCAUACUUCAGGGUUUUCUGCUCCAGCAUCCGGUUCGACUUUCCAUUCGGCAACGGCAUCUUCCUCUGCUCCGAAGUCCUUCUUUUCGUUCAACAAUCCAAGCUCGUCGGCUGCUGGCACGGAGCAGAAGAAGGAUGCAGCCACUGGAGGUUCAGGUACAGAUGCCGCUGGAGCUUCGUUUAUGUCAAGAUUAGGGCCUCAAGCAGGCUCUGAAGCACCCAAGACGCAGGCUCAGGGACAAUCUACGUUCUCGUUCGCUAAACCGGAAUCGUCGAACUCUACCGCCGCUCCGGCUAAUGCAUUCGCGUCUUCUUCCACAGCCAACGCAACUGGUGCAACGACAACCCCAAAAUUCAGUUUCGGGGUCAAGCCAGCGGCUGCCACCACUACCCCUGCUCCAAAUGCUUUCAACGCCCCUUCUUCAUCUUCGUUGAGCGGUGCUUUGGGAGCUGAUGCUUCUAAGCCUCCUGCUUCCAGUACCGGUGCGGCGAACACAGGAUUCAGUUUCAAGGUUCCCUCGACUCCUGCCUCUGCACCUGUACCAAAUGGCACCGCAGGUACAUCGUCGACAACUCCAGCUGGGAUGCCCAAGUUUAGCUUUGCGGCGCCAUCGACGGCUUUCGGCGGUGCUACCGCCAGCAAGACCGCUCAACCUGCCAAGCAGUCGCCAUUCGGGACAACUGGUACGACAGGUACGGCGUCUUCAUCGCCUUUUGGAAACACGACUACGACGUCGGCGUUCGGUACCACUCCUGCUACGACGAACGGUACUGCCGCCCCUUCGCCUUUUGGAACGUCGUCCAAUUUCUCUGGCUCGAGCUCGUCACCGUUCUCGUUCAGUGCCACUGGUUCCAAAGCGCCGUCAUCGUUUGGUAGCUCGACAUUUGGCACGAAUAACGUUGUUAACGGUACAACCUCGACACCGUUCGGUACUGCACCCGCUUCUGCUUCUACUUCCCAACCAGUGAAUAUGUUCGGUGGUGCAAGUAACACAAGUGCAAGCAAGCCUGCUGAGGCUCCUAAGCCUUUGUUUAGCUUCGCCAACCCUGCGUCCUCAACGACUGCUGCGAAUGGCACGAAUGCGGCACCGAAAUCGGCCUUCAGUUUCUGCACGACACCUGCCGCUUCUUCCAACACCUCUAACGGCGCAGCCACCACCGCUGCAUCAGGUUCAGGCACGACUGCCACUCCGUUCUCGUUCAACUUCGGAACUCCAGCAACGACUACACCCCAAAAUUCGCCGUUCGGGGCUGCAGCUUCGUCGGGAACCUCGAUGUUUGGUGGUACUAGCGGUGCCGGCUCCUCGACUCCAGCCUCGGUGUUCGGAGGAGGGGCGUUUGGCGCUCCUGCUCCUAAAUAG
Molecule: messenger RNA, 3717 nt
Organism: Cyclocybe aegerita
Lineage: Eukaryota; Fungi; Basidiomycota; Agaricomycetes; Agaricales; Hemipholiotaceae
Source: the annotation of a GenBank genome assembly